Molecule: messenger RNA, 1948 nt
Organism: Puccinia graminis f. sp. tritici CRL 75-36-700-3
Lineage: Eukaryota; Fungi; Basidiomycota; Pucciniomycetes; Pucciniales; Pucciniaceae
Exons: 4
Coding region: 33-1709 (558 amino acids)
Biological process (GO): rRNA processing; positive regulation of transcription by RNA polymerase I
Cellular component (GO): nucleolus
Molecular function (GO): protein binding
Source: RefSeq, a predicted model, not a curated record
CUUCCCAGGAACUCUCAAAAAUUUAGCACAGGAUGGAAUUCGUCAAGCUUCCAAUACUCCAGCAUCCCCGUCUUACCAAGUCGAAUGCCGAACGAUCAGAAGGUCGAUACUGGAGGGAGUUCAAGAACCCAGUCUUUGUCAAAUCAUACGCCCCCAUCUCUCACAUCACCUUCUCUUCCAAGGUACCCCAUCGAUAUUGCGUCAGUUCUGGAACAAAGAUUCAAAUCUACUCUCCCAAAACGUUGAGGGUGGUCAAGACAAUCUCUCGAUUUCAACUGCCCGCUCGAUGUUCAGAUAUCAAAUCGGAUGGCAAGCUGGUCGUCUCUUCGGAUGACUCGGGACUCAUCCAAGUCUUCGACCUCAAUUCUCGAGCCAUCCUGCGUACUUUCAAGGAAAUCAAACAACCCGUUCACGUCGUCAAAUUUUCACCCACUUCUGCCCAUGUACUCACCUGUUCGGAUGACUCAACCGUGCGUCUCUUCGACCUGGCUACUUCCAAAACAGUCCGAACAUUCAUGGGGCACACGGAUUACGUGCGUGCUGGGGAUUUCACCGCACCGAACCUCAUCCUCUCAGGAAGUUACGAUGGACAACUGAAGCUUUGGGAUGACCGGAUCGAAGAGAAUGGCGGCUUGGCUUGGUCCUUGAAUCACCAACACCCAAUCGAAAAGAUCUUGAUCCAUCCCACCUCCACCCUUGCAAUCUCUGCGGGUGGCCCAGUUGCAAACGUAUGGGACAUACUUGGAGGCAGUGGCUCUAAACAGCCUCUGGUAUCUCUCUCGAACCACCAAAAGACCAUCACCUCCUUAUGCUGGGCUCGAGGCCCUUACAGCAACUUUGAUGAAGGAAGCCAAUCGACAAGACGUUUACUUUCUGGCGGACUUGACGGCCUGGUGAAAGUUUAUGAUAUCUCAACUGGAUCCUACAAAGUUCGACAUACCAUUAGAUACAGCUCACCGAUUCUCUCUAUGGCGGUUUCACCUGAUGAUAGCUUGUUAGUAGUCGGCUGCACCGACGGAAGCCUCAGCAUGAGGAAACGACCCAAGUCUUCAAACGAAAUCGCCGUCAAUAAGGCCAUCAAGGCGCAAAAAUUAUUGGCUGUCGCAAGCCAAGGAAGCGAUCCCGCAGCGAACGAAACUGAAAUCGUGUGGGGAAGACAAGACGCCAAUCUCAUCGAGGAGAUGGCUGGAGCUGGAAUGGAUAAUGCGCAUGAAGAGGCAGCCGAUGAAUACCCUGAUCUGAAAACAACUGAAGCCAUGAUGACUACCACCCCGAAAACGAGUACGAUCCAGCGGAAAAAGAAACAGCGCCUACAAACUUGGGACAAGAUGUUGAAAGCUUUCCGUUACGGUGACGCUUUAGACUCGGUCCUCUCCUCAACAGUCCCCCCAAACACGACGUUUUCACUCAUACGUGAACUGAUGCAUCGGGAUGGGCUCCAUCAAGCACUCUCCGGUCGGGAUGAAGUCAGCUUGGCCCCGAUUCUGCGGCUGAUUUCACGACACAUAACCGAUCCGCGUUGGUUUAACAUCGCCUCAGAUGUGCUGAACUGUAUCAUCAAUCUCUAUCGAGCUGUGUUGGGCAAAUCACAAACUAUUGACGCGCUACUAUCGACGAUUUCGUUUCGAAUUUCUGAUGAGCUAAAAUUACAUUCUACCUUGUUUGCCGUGAAUGGACAGUUAGAGAUGAUUCUUUCUGGGUACGAUUAAUCAAAUAGUAUUUUCACUAGUAGUAAUUCUAUAAGUUGUUCAGCUCUCACUCAAGGCUCAGUGCCAAGCUCAAACACCAUGGCUUUACUUGUAAUUUUACUGGAGUAUCAAGACCACUUAAAUACCAAAAGAGGAUCCCAACUCUUUUUCCCCAAGUUGCGUACUGCAAUGCGUGAUGAAAAAAAUGUGCAGGUGUUUCAGCUUGGCAGACUCAAGAAGAGUCGCUCAUGUAUUUCUUC